AUGCCACCAAAGCAAUCCGGAGCUCGUGGUCGCGGCCAACAGGCUGCCGCCGGCACAACCACCUCCUCUCGAGAGAAAGUUUCUGCUGGCCGUAAACGCACUGCUUCCUCCUCGGGCCCUGCUACUGCUGCAACGGGGAGGAAGAAUCAGGCGGUCAAACGGACACAGGCGCGAAAGCAGAGAGAGGAUGUUGACUAUGCUGUCUCGGACGUGGAGGUGGUGGAUCUGGAUGAAGAUGAAGACGAAGAAAAUAUGGAAGUUGAUGGUGGCGAUAACAGCGAGGACGAAGAGGAGGCCGAGGAGGACGAUGAGGACAAUGAGGACCUGGAGAGGGAGACUAUCCCCCCGGACUUGUUGACGAGGAUUUUGUACGAAUUCUUUGAGCGGGAGGAUACCAGAAUCACGAAGGACGCGAAUGCUGCCGUCGCGAAGUAUGUCGAUGUCUUUGUGAGAGAAGCGAUCGCGAGGGCCGCGGCGGAGAGGGGACGGGAUGGAAGCUUCCUGGAGGUCGAGGAACUGGAAAAGAUCGCGCCGCAGUUGUUGAUGGAUCUGUGA
Canariomyces notabilis is the source of this 555-nucleotide messenger RNA. RefSeq lists its product as uncharacterized. Gene Ontology annotation, cellular component: FANCM-MHF complex. The record is from RefSeq and is a predicted model, not a curated record. NCBI's taxonomy places the organism in Eukaryota, Fungi, Ascomycota, Sordariomycetes, Sordariales, Chaetomiaceae. Gene Ontology annotation, biological process: kinetochore assembly; replication fork processing; DNA repair. Bases 1 to 555 code for a protein of 184 amino acids. The transcript is spliced from 2 exons.